AUGUCAACAACCAACAAAAUCAGAAUAAAUCAACUUUCCUCUUCAACUAUUACUACCGAUGUUCAUCAACCUUCACAACAGUCACAACCACAACCAUCGGUUAAACCAUGUUGUGCAUGUCCGGAUACAAAAAAAGCUCGUGAUGAAUGUAUAUUUCAAACCGGAGAUGAAGAAAAAUGCCGAGAUUUGAUUGAAGCUCAUAAAGCUUGUAUGCGUAAAAUUAAAGUGUUAACGGUCUUUGAUAAAUAG
Messenger RNA from Racocetra fulgida, 249 nucleotides. Lineage: Eukaryota; Fungi; Glomeromycota; Glomeromycetes; Diversisporales; Gigasporaceae. The record is from the annotation of a GenBank genome assembly.